Kogia breviceps (pygmy sperm whale) is the source of this 512-nucleotide messenger RNA. NCBI's taxonomy places the organism in Eukaryota, Metazoa, Chordata, Mammalia, Artiodactyla, Physeteridae. The record is from RefSeq and is a predicted model, not a curated record.
CGGAUAAGAAGCGGUCAGGACGCGGGUGGGGGAGGGGGAGGAGAGGACGCCCGGGCGCCACGAGACUAUGAAGGGGCUACAGGCUCUGCUCGGCCUGCACCGCACUUUCACCUCCCGGCUCCGCUUGCGGUUCAGCACCUGGAACUGGACCUGGCGGAGCUACUGCUGCGCCGCCUCCGCCGCGGUCCUAGCGCCGCUCGGCUUCGCGCUCCGCCAGCCCCCGGCUGUCGGCGUGAACAGCCUUGACCACAGGCAUCGGCGUGGGGAGCUCGCCCCGGUCGCCGCCCACCCGCGGCUGCGAUGGCACGAGGACGCUAGUUCCUUGAAGAAGCUGCCUGCGCACGUAGACCUGGUGAUCACCCAGGAGCAGGAGCCCAGCUUCUCCGACAUCGCAAGCCUCGCGGUGUGAUGUAUGGCAGUGGGCACCUCUUACAUUAGCGUCUACGACCACAAAGGAAUUUUCAAAAGAAAUAACUCCAGAUUGAUGGAUGAAAUUUUAAAACAACAGCAGG